Messenger RNA from Frankliniella occidentalis (western flower thrips), 2328 nucleotides. It is a transcript of the gene lft, whose product is annotated as LIX1-like protein. Bases 379 to 1269 code for a protein of 296 amino acids. The transcript is spliced from 5 exons. The record is from RefSeq and is a predicted model, not a curated record. Gene Ontology annotation, biological process: autophagosome maturation. Lineage: Eukaryota; Metazoa; Arthropoda; Insecta; Thysanoptera; Thripidae. Gene Ontology annotation, cellular component: cytoplasm.
CUCGCUGCCAGGCCAGGCCAGGUGUUCAUUGUCUGGUCCGCGCUCGCAGCGUGCGGACGUGCGGACCACAGCCACGCCUCGCGCCGGACAGCGUCAGCCAGCGCGUACCGCUAGGCCCACCGCCAGGCCCCUGGUAGUGAUUGUGAGGGGUGCGCGAGUGUGCGACAUAGUGAGUGUGCGACAUAGUGAGUGUGCGUGUGUGUGAGUGUGCGCGUCAAGUGAGCCGUUAUGUGAGUGAUUGUGUCAGGUGCGCGGUGUGCGCAGGCUGAGCGGCCUGGCCCAGCCCUUACAGCCCGCGGUGACUCAGUGGUCACUUACCCGGUCCAGGACAGGACGGCGCCCCGCCCCGCCACGCCCCCUACAAUCCCCGACGCCCCGAUGCAGCCCAAGACGAAGGCCGCCCCGGCGCCGCCCCCGCCAGCCCUGCGCAGUCCCAACAACAACGGCUCGGCGCUGUCGGACGCGCGCGACGCCCGCGCCAAGCAGGUGCUGAAGGAGGCCGUGGACGCCGUGGUCAACAGCUUCGCGAAGCACACCCAGGGAUACGGCCGAGUGAACGUGGUGGAGGCGCUGCAAGAGUUCUGGCAGAUGAAGCAGGCGCGAGGAGCGGACCUGCGCAACGGCGCGCUCGUCAUCUACGAGUCGGUGCCCUCCUCCUGCCAGCCCUACGUCUGCUACGUCACCCUGCCCGGCGGCUCCUGCUUCGGCAGCUUCCAGAACUGCCCCACCAAGGCCGAGGCGAGACGGAGCGCCGCCAAGAUCGCGCUAAUGAACUCGGUCUUCAACGAGCACCCCUCGAGGAGAAUCUCGGACGACUUCAUCGAGAAGGCGGUCGCCGACGCGAGAGCGUCGUUCAAGGGCGACCCGCUGGAGGCGGACAACCCCAACACGGGCAUCGGCGCCUUCCGCUUCAUGCUGGAGAGCAACAAGGGCCGCACCAUGCUCGAGUUCCAGGAGCUCAUGACCGUCUUCCAGCUGCUCCACUGGAACGGCUCCCUCAAGGCGAUGCGCGAGCGGCAGUGCAGCCGACAGGAGGUGGUGGCGCACUACUCAAACAGGGCCCUGGACGACGACAUGCGCUCGCAGAUGGCGCUCGACUGGAUCGCCCGGGAGCAGGAGCAGACCGGCGCGCUGGGCAAGGAGCUCGGCCUGGCGGAGCGGGAGCUGGAGGCGGCGCGCCUGGCCGGCCGGGAGCUGCGCUUCCCCAAGGAGAAGAAGGACAUCCUCAUGCUGGCCCACACGCAGCUCAGCGGCUCUCUCUCGAGCUAGUGCUGCAUUUGUUGUGUUUUUGUUUUUUUAGAUGUUUUUGUCUGUCUCUGUGUCUGUGCGUGUGCGCCCGCGUGCGUGUCUGUGUCGGUGCUGUAAGUCCGCUCCCCCUCUUCGCACUAUAAGCCAACUGACUGAGCGUGCAGACUUGUCCAAGUGUUUUACACACAAAAUGAUUGGAGAAGCGCGUCGUAGAAUCGACUAAUUUUUGAUUUUCUAGUUACCUUCGUGACAGGGUGUAACCCUUUCGAAACAAUAUUUUCGUAAUAUUCUUUACCGUGCUGAUUGUAUGCAGUGUGAGGGGAGACGGCAAAGCAUUCUACUCUUGGCUGUGUUAUUUCGUCGCCCAAGCGGCAUAUUUUGUACAGCAUAUUUAAUUUUUGUUUUACUGUUGAUUUAAUAUUUAUCUUAAUGUUUCUGUUUGCCAGUGAUUUUCCAAUCAGUCUAGUGAUAUGAAAAUGAUGGUGCGUUUUCCAAACCACCGAGGUCUUCCCCUCAUGGGUUCCGGCCUUGUAAUGUGAGGGAAAGCACACACUUUUGCACACCUAACCCGUGCCAGCAUUAGAAAUGUGAUAAGUCUUCAUGUAGUUUUAACAUGUUUGACUACAAUAGAAAAUAGUUGACUGUAUAGCUUUUGUAUAGAUAUUUUUUUGUAUAAGUGUAUAUAACAGCUUCAAUCAUAUCGAUUGAAUAACUUGUAAAUGCACCUGGGAGAGUAUACAUGACACAACUGAACUGAAUUUUGUUCCAAGAAACAAGAGACACUACAUAUCAGGAGGUGAAAUCAUUGUAACGUUAUUAUUUCGAUGUUGCCAUCACCAGUUCUCCUUUUGACACGUGUACUACUUUUGCUCAAAAAGUCAUAAGGGAAACGAAGCCAUUGAGUAACAAACGCCAUCCUUCGAUUCGUCAUUGUGUAGUACAAGAUGUUUCUUUUUGUUUUUUUUAUGCCUGAACGAAUGAGAAAUUUUGUGUGCUAAUGAUCUCAUAGAAUGACAUUUGAUUUAUCGAAUUGUGUCAUGUAUUGCCUUUGUUUCGAAUAUAACAAUAUGACUCCACGUA